CUGCACGUGACAUCUCUGUACAAAGUCCUUCCGGUCUCUCUGCGGCUCUCAGAAAGGAAAAUGGCGGCUCUCGGACGCUUGUCUCAAUUGUUGCUCAGGUCUUCUUUGACCCAGUCCCGGCGUCAGCUUUCAGCUGCUGCCGGACACGGCGAGGACGCAGCCAGAACAUGGAAGAUCCUUACUUUCGUGGUUGCUCUACCAGGUGUUGCGGUGUGCAUGUUGAACAUGUACCUGAAGGAACAGCAACACCAUGGUCAUGAACAGCCAGAGUUUGUCCCCUACUCACACCUUCGCAUUCGCAGCAAGCGUUUUCCUUGGGGAGAUGGCAACAAAUCCCUUUUCCACAACCCCCAUGUGAAUGCCCUUCCUGACGGCUAUGAGGGUCACGAUGAGUAGUCCCUCCCUCCAGACCACAUAACUGGCACAGGGACCAGUCCUCCAUCAGCGUUUGUUACUGGACCACACUUCCAUUUACAGUUUACAUUUAAUUUUUGUUGUAUUUACCUCUGUGCUCUCAACACGGAGCACCCGAACCAACAGUUACUCUGGACCAUUAAACAAAAUGUCAGACUGAGACUAAAUUAACAUAAAUAAAGUAACUAUUAUUACCUCAA
Molecule: messenger RNA, 614 nt
Organism: Centropristis striata (black sea bass)
Lineage: Eukaryota; Metazoa; Chordata; Actinopteri; Perciformes; Serranidae
Product: cytochrome c oxidase subunit 6A, mitochondrial
Exons: 3
Coding region: 61-396 (111 amino acids)
Biological process (GO): mitochondrial electron transport, cytochrome c to oxygen
Cellular component (GO): mitochondrial inner membrane
Molecular function (GO): enzyme regulator activity
Source: RefSeq, a predicted model, not a curated record